AUGUUUCGUGUCUUCUUUCUCAUUACUGCGUUCGUUGUUACUACUGCCAAUGCCCAGAAUCAAACCUCAGCCUCGCAGCCUCUAGGCAAAGUCGGUUGGGAGCCUGGCCCGACUCGACGUGGCACUUUGACACUCGUGUGGAGUUGUCUAGCCACUAUCAUCACUUGUACUUGGUCGAUUUUGCACUUGAAUGUCCCAGCUCGCGGAGAUAGUGCUUGGACGAAGAGGCUUCGGAAGCUGAAAUGGAUGUGUGUCACGAUCCUGUUUCCUGAAUUCAUCUUUGCGAAAGCCGUUUGCGAGCUUAAGGAUGCAGUCGAUAACACCUUUGAAAUGAAACGUCACGAGAUAGAGCUGAAUUGGUAUGUUGAAUUUGGUCGAGCAUGUCGAGUCUGGUAUCGAAUCUUUCACCUCGGCAAUCCUGGGAGAGGAGGAACAAUGAUGGGGAAUGGACCUCAGUGGACUUUUUGGACACCUGUUCAUUCCUACUUUGCAAACAUGGGUGGCUUUGAUGAUGCUAGCGUGAGCACUAUUGACUCUCUAAUCACAACAUCCGGAUUACUCGCUCGUUGCCGAGGAGAACCAAGCAAGAGCAACCUAUUCCCAUCAAAGGCUGAUAUUGAAGACAAAGGCAAGGCUGAUCUUCUGGUAAAGCUGCUUGCAAUAUGCCAGAUAUUGUGGCUCGUUCUCUGUGUAAUCGUUCGACGUACAACACGCCUGCCUGUAAGCCCACUAGAGAUAGCCGCCGUUGCUUUCUCUACGAUUGCUAUUCUUACAUACAUAACAAAUUUGUGGAAACCCAAGGACGUCGACGUGCCUAUCAAGCUAUCAAUUCCGAACCAAUAUGGGAGAGUCAGUACAGAUAGAACUGCGCUUAGCACAGCGAGGCACACUUUAAUACCAUUCUUCCCAUUCCUUGUCAAACCAUCGGGAAUAAGAUUUCCAUCAACUCCUCAGUCUCAUAAUUCCUUGGCAGUGUGGCGUGCGUCCAGGGCUCGCAUAUCCAAUGACUCAAUUCGGAAAGAAGGCAGCAUGGGCAUGAUCUCAAUAAUUACUGCAAUGUCAGCGUUUGUAUUUGGCAGUCUACAUUGUGUAGCAUGGUCAUUCGAAUUCCCAUCUCGAGCCGAAAUUUUAAUUUGGCGUGUUGGGGGUGUUGCAUCAGCCACGCUACCGUGUGUGGCCUUACUU
Messenger RNA from Mollisia scopiformis, 1185 nucleotides. RefSeq lists its product as uncharacterized. The record is from RefSeq and is a predicted model, not a curated record. The annotation marks the transcript as partial. The transcript is spliced from 2 exons. Lineage: Eukaryota; Fungi; Ascomycota; Leotiomycetes; Helotiales; Mollisiaceae.